Messenger RNA from Pieris napi, 3823 nucleotides. It is a transcript of the gene hrg, whose product is annotated as poly(A) polymerase type 3. Gene Ontology annotation, molecular function: poly(A) RNA polymerase activity; RNA binding. The record is from RefSeq and is a predicted model, not a curated record. The coding region runs from base 213 to 2117 and encodes 634 amino acids. The transcript is spliced from 14 exons. Gene Ontology annotation, cellular component: nucleus. NCBI's taxonomy places the organism in Eukaryota, Metazoa, Arthropoda, Insecta, Lepidoptera, Pieridae.
UAGACAGCGCCAUUUUAUUAAAAAUGGUUGGCUUGUUGUUGGCGACUGUUGGGUGAUUGUUUAGAAUGUUUUGCAAAAGAUGUUUAUUUCUUUACUAGUCGUUGCAGUGACUAGUCGUGUAAAUUCAGUGCUUGUUCUAUGUGUUAAUUAAUUGACAUAUGCUUACAGCUAAAAGACAGCUUGCUAUCCCAUCCUAGUUAAGGAAUAGUCAUAUGAAGUUAGUCAAGAUGUGGCCAGCUUCACAGUAUUCACACACUAACAACCAAAACCAAAAUACCUCAAAAGGAAAUGAACAUCAGAACCAACAGAACUUGAAAACUUUGGGAAUGACCUCUGCUAUUUCUAUGGCAGGUCCAAAGCAGAUUGACAUUGAUAAAACUACUGAACUUAAGAAUUCUUUGACACCGUAUGGAGUAUUUGAGUCUGAGGGUGAGAUGCAUCAUCGUAUGGAGGUGUUGGGAGCAUUGCAUAGACUGGUGCGCCAAUGGAUUAGGGAUGAGUCAUUGAGGAAGAAUAUGCCGCCAAGCGUGGCAGAUACUGUUGGAGGGAAUAUUUAUACAUUUGGGUCUUAUAGGCUAGGGGUACAUCACAGAGGUGCAGAUAUAGAUGCACUAUGUGUUGCUCCAAGGCAUAUUGAUAGAUCUGAUUACUUCCAGUCUUUCUAUGAUCUUCUGAAACAACAGCCACAGGUGAAAGAUUUGCGCGCAGUAGAAGAUGCAUUUGUGCCUGUUAUUAAGAUGAACUUUGAUGGAAUUGAGAUUGAUUUGCUCUUUGCACGACUUGCUUUAAAGGAAAUACCUGAUUCGUUCGACCUACGAGAUGACAUUCUACUGAAGAAUCUGGAUCAAAAAUGCGUGAGGUCACUAAACGGUUGCCGGGUAACAGAUGAAAUAUUGCGUCUAGUGCCUAAUAUAAACAAUUUUCGGUUGACAUUAAGGGCUAUCAAGCUAUGGGCUAAACGUCACGGUAUCUACUCAAACACAUUGGGUUAUCUCGGUGGUGUGUCUUGGGCUAUGUUAGUUGCCCGAACAUGCCAACUCUAUCCAAAUGCAUUACCGGCCACAUUGGUUCACAAAUUCUUUCUUGUAUUCAGCCAAUGGAAAUGGCCACAACCGGUUCUUCUAAAGCAACCCGAUUCAGUCAACCUUGGAUUUCCUGUAUGGGACCCACGGGUCAAUAUGUCUGACCGUUUCCAUCUGAUGCCGAUCAUCACACCGGCCUACCCGCAGCAAAACUCAACCUUCAAUGUAUCAGCUUCCACCAGAACUGUGAUCAUGGAAGAAUUUAGACUCGGUUUAGCAAUAACAGACGAAAUAAUGUUGGGAAAAUGUGGGUGGGAGAAGUUAUUUGAAGCACCAAACUUUUUCUUAAGAUACAAGCACUUCAUCGUGUUGCUAGCGUCCUCUGUCAAUGGAGAUGAUCAGCUGCAAUGGUGUGGCCUCAUUGAGAGCAAGAUCAGACAUCUUAUAACAACACUAGAAAGGAAUCAACACAUAACAAUAGCGCACGUGAACCCUGAGUGUUAUAACUCCGUGCCAUUGAACACCAAUAAUGGACAACCCCUAGCCUUACCACCGGGUACUCCAGUGCCCUCAAACGUGGAUGUGGAAGUCAAAAAGAAUGAAAAUGGAGAAGUGAUGCCCAACUUAUGUUCAAUGUGGUUCAUUGGCUUAGUUUUUGACAAGACAAAUGUGAAUGUUGACUUGACGCAUGAUAUUUUGUCAUUCACAAAAGUUGUGCACUAUCAAGCCGAAACCACCAAUAUGCUAAGAGAAGGAAUGACCAUAGAGGCAAGACACGUGAGACGCAAACAAUUGCACCAAUAUCUAUCUGCGUCGCUGAUAAAGCGAGAAAGAACGACUUCAGGCGCUAAGCGUAAGCAGGACAGCAAUGCCCAACCGGCACCACUUAAGAAAUCGAAACGACUAUCUGAGAGUAGUACGGACGAAGUCAGCAUAUUGUCAUACAACGAAGACUCAAACUCAUCAAACGUGUAUGAGGUAAACAUUCAGAAUGGAAAUGCCUCAAAUCACUCCCAAGAAGACAGAAAACCUGCAGAAAAGCCUCUCAGUCCUCCGGAGCACCCUUCCACGUCAAACACGAUUGCUUGUACGUAGCAGUAUGAAGAGUGGCGGAAACGGUUCAUAUAUGGACCCAACGCCAAAAACCGUAUAAAGCGGAUCUAAGUGACACUUGGUGACACUUAGUGACGUGUAGUGACAGUGAUAAAACACUAUAAAUGAAAUCUCAUUUAGUGUAAAAGUGAAGUGACACUUGUGCAAUUAUAAACUUAUUUGGUAAGUGUAGACUUUGGGAUGUGUAUUUAUUUUUUACAUUGCAUUUUAGGUAGAAUGAGAAAAUUUUAGAAAUGAGUUUUUGUGGGAGUAUGGGAUGGAGUGGUUUAAAUCAAGUUUUUUUUUUUAUUGUUUUUUAAAACACCUUUCUCGAUACCUGAAUAAUGUCAAGAAAUUACUUUUUUAAGAAUAUAAUUAAGUACCUUGGCACCAUUAAUUUAUCCCAACAAUUAUCAAAUCCAACAUCUUUUCCACUAACACCAUACAUACUCACGCAGAACUAAAAUUAAAAAAAAAAACAAUGGUGGGUGAAAUCUUUGUGGGUAUUUGCAUUUCAGAUGAAGCCGACAUGACAGGACAUCCACCACGUAAGUUACGUAGAUAUAACUCUUGCUAUUAAUAUUAUGGGGUUAAUGUUAAUUUAUUAUUGAAACAUUUCUAUAAUGUUUUGUAAUUUGAGAAUUUGAGAAAAUUUGAAAAAAAUCACUUAAAAGAUUUUAACUCUAAUAUAAUUCGUUAAACUAGGACUAAACUUUUCUUACUUCUUUUAUUUCUCUUCUGUAUCUUGCAACAUAUGAAUGUAUGUUAAUUAAAAAACUAGCUAUGCUAGUUGCUAGUAUAUAUUAUAAUUCAAUCUUAAAUUAACAAUAGUCCCAUCCUUUGAACAAGAUGGUUUGUCUUAAAUUCUUAUAUUGUCAUAAUUGGACAAAUCAUGGGGCGUUUGACUAUUUUUAUAGUUUAUUGGACACAUUUUGUCUAAGAGAUUUUCAAUAGUUCAAAUUUAAACGCCAAUUAGUACAAAAGUAUAGAAUUGUUAAUUUUUCAGUAUUAAACUAGGUACUACUUGAAUAAUUUUUUUGUCAUCUACCAUGCUCAAAUGUAAUGCAUAGAUUAUUUGCAUAAAGAUAGAACUCUCUAACUUUCCUUGAUGUAAGCUACUUAACUGAAAUAAAUACUCACUAAUCUAUCUUUAGUCAAACAACAAGGAAUGUGUAAAAAUCUCUGUUGUUUAUGUGCAUAUGGCAUAAAAGUUUUAGUAAUACUUGGCCAAUACUAGUAUUCUUCUCAAAUAGUUAAUGGAUUUAAUAAGGAAAAAUUAACGAUUUUCUGUUCAAGUUAUUGAUAUUAUAUAAUUGUCUGCCUAUAUUUCACUGAUUCACUUGUAAAUAGUCAUCAUUCACCCUACUUUAUUCUACUAAUAAUAAUAAUAAUGUAUUUGCAAUAUUUUCAAUCUAUACGGAUUAUUUAUAUAGACAAGUUGCUAAACAUUGGUAAAUAUCUUGCAGCUAUGUCCUUGAAUUAAGAAAUCCAGAAAGGGCCGUAGAUCAAUUUGAGACCAAUUAUUACUGCUAUAAAUUUUUGUACCUAUAAUCCAAGUACUAAAGCAAACAAAAUAGGUAAAACAAACCCAUCAAAUUGUAAACCAUCUUAUUUGAGUUUUUAGAAGUUGGGUUACAGUUCAGGUUCAGGUCAGUUUUUGUAAAGCUAGUCUCUUACGUUGAUGUUACAUCAUAGAUGAUACAUACUUA